AUGAUGAACGAUUCCUAUACUUAUUCCUCCGACGUCGAAGUUCACGUAAUACCUCACCCAUCCAAACCCACAACUUGGCACCGCAACGUCGACAUCGAGGACAACGAUGACGACGACGGCGACGACGACGACGACGACGACGCGUCGCCACGCGUACCUCUGGCCACGAUCGAUCACGAUUCCACACCACGACGUCAACCGCGAACUACGCCAGGGAUAGGGAUGGGGACUCCUUUGUUCCUUCUUUCUUCACCUGCUUCGUCGCCCGUUCAGUUUGGCACAUGGGAGGGGGUUGGGAUGGAUAAAGGCAAGGGCAAGGGCAAGAGCAAGGAGGUGGUGCAGAUUGACUUGUUGGACGAGUCGUCGGAUGAGGAGCGGGGGAUCACACAGGGAGCUAUGAAAGUAUUGUCGAGUGAAUCCAGUAGCGACGAUGGAGAAGCCAUCGUCGUUCAAGGAUCGUCUAGACGACCGCCGCAGAGGUCAGUUCACGUAAAGUCACGUGGGGCUCACCCACAGCGGCGACGAGGAACUGACGACCCACGUUUGUACUUGAAUCAGGACCGCAUCUCUUCCAGUCCGACCACCCACAUCAGACGAGGAUGGUGAACUGCCUGAUCCAGCUACGCUUGGAUUCGCACCUUCGAGGAGUAUUUAUCUUGGACCCACCGUCGGACCCAGUCGAGCGGGUCCGGCCGCUUCCACUUCCAGUGUCAGUCCCGGCUUCAUUCUACGGUCCAGGCUGGGGAUGCAUCCAACUGAUGCAAACUACCUUGAUAAUCUCCACCAACAAAACAAAAACAAAAAGGCUCGUCGACCUCCUGUUCCAAACCCAUUUCGAGACGCACCACCAUUACCACCCGCACUCGCAGCUCGAAGGUCCGGUUCAGGAUCGGCGUCGGCGAUCCUCUCCAUGUUGGAUCACUUGCCGGUCUAUCACAAAGCCAAGUCGUCGUCGUCGACGACGAAACGCAAACGCAAACGAGUCGGCAUAUACGACGACGACGACGAUGAAGAAGGAGAAGCGACCACGACCGAUUCCUCCGAAAUUGAUGAAACUUCGGCCAGUUUUCGUGGCCCACCUCGUCAGUUCAUCAUGAAUAAUGAAGGUGGGCCUGUUGUGGAAUUGGAUUGGAGGGAAGAGACGAGGGUUUGGGAGAAGGAGAUGAGGGAGGAGAUGGCGGGGAAGAAGAAGAGGAAAAAGGAGAGGGAGAGGAGGAAGAGUGAAGAGGGGAAGAGGGAGAGGGCUCAAGCGAAGGAGAGGGAGAGGGCGGUGGCGGUGGCGGGGAAUGCGAAACGCAAAGUGAGUUAUCUUUGAACUUUCAAACGGUAUAUCCUCAGGUUGCCGGGGGGUGUUUUCUGACGUGUCGAGUCUGUGAAUGCCUUGCACCAGGCUUCGACGCUCUCGCUGGACGAAAGGGCAACGGUCAAAGCAAACAAAGCCGCCGAGAAGGAACGCAAAGCGGUUGAAAAAGCCCGUUUGGCCAAGGAGAAGGCCGCGCUCGUCAAAGCCAACAAUUUGAGGGCCGGUGAUAAGGCGACGACCGUGAUGGAGUUGACGAUCCAUCUUUCGGGGUCCGAUUUUGAUCAGCUUUCUGAUACGGAGGAUGAGGAGGAAGAAGACGGAGGUGAAGGGGGCAAGAAGAAGAAAAAAGCGAAGAAGGGGAAGAAGAGCGAGCAGCCUCAAUGGAUGAACAUCGCCAAGCUUCUACAAACGCGCAUGGAUCCGCAAGGAUGUGUCGUCGAAUCUCCCGAGACGCCGAGGAGGGAUAUAGGAUGCGAAGGCGCGAUUCGUUGGACCAGGUGGUGCGAUCGCAGGUGGAAUAUGGAGAAGAGUAUAUUUGAGCCGCUGGGGGAAGGGAAUGAGCUUGUGGUCGAGGAGGACUCGAGGUUGAUUUAUAUGUGAGUUAUUUCCUUCCUUGAUCAAAAGAAGGAAGGGCAAAGCUCAUGUUUGUUGUUCGAAUGUGUUCCCAGUUCGGCCCUGCAACUCUCAACCCAAAUCGCAAACAAGACCCUCCUGCGCAACCUCCAAAAAAUUCAAGAGCGCAUCGGCGCCCAUUCCCAAAUCAUACUCAUGCAUUACGGGUUGAACUCGUUGUAUCGCGAGAUGGAGAAUGCGAAACAAGCGGCGUAUAGGGAGGAUACGAGAUUGAGGUUGGAUAACGUCCCUUUGGCUGGACCGAGUGCGCCGAGGAGCGUGGGGAUUGGGGAGAAGCAGCCGGAAAAGGAGGUGAUUCAGAUGGAGUUGUUGAGGUGAGCUUUCCCGGUUGGGUGAAUGGAUAAAUGCGAAACUGAGUCUUGUUCUGGCGUGCGAGGGACAGGGUUCAAUCCCAGAGUCGGUGCUUUAUGAUCGCCGUCAACUCGGUCGAAGAAGCCGUCGAUUGGAUCGAGCAGUUGACGUACGACGUCAGUCAGAAGCCUUAUCAGUACGUCUGUUAUCGCAUAUUCCUAGGACCCCGGGAGGAAAUUCUGACGUGUUUCGCCACUAACUUUUACAGGCGCCAGAAGAACAUGCACAUUGCCGCUUUAGGGACAGGGGAAGAUAAAUUUGCUUCGGGUUCGAAUUUGGAGGAUACGUACGUCAAGAUGUUGGCGACGUUGAAGAGUGUCACGGAACCGUGAGUUCGAGGAACCGAGCAAACGCGAGGAGUUCAGAGUACUGAAUUUGACGAUCCUCGAUUCAGUGUCGCCAAGGGAAUCGUGGGGCAUUAUCCGACGAUCAAGGAUCUCUACGACGGGUGGGCCAAGUUGCCGUCGGGGGAGAGGAAGAAUAUGCUCGUUGGGAUCGGGGUUCGUGUGUUGCGUUGUUGCCUACUUGGGCUUCGCAUCAAGCUGACCCGAUGGAUUCCUGAAACAGCGCGGGAGUAACGUCACAGGUGUGGCGACGAACCGAACGAUCGGGGCCAAGUUGUCGGAAACGAUCUACAAGAUCUUCUGCAGCGGUGAGUGGUCCUCGGCUAGGCCAACGUUGAUGCUUGAAGCUGAAGAUUUGGUGAGGUUAUUGUUGGCUCGCAGAGGAUCCUGGCAUGUUUUUAUGA
Messenger RNA from Microbotryum saponariae, 3035 nucleotides. The record is from the annotation of a GenBank genome assembly. Lineage: Eukaryota; Fungi; Basidiomycota; Microbotryomycetes; Microbotryales; Microbotryaceae.